AAGGCAAAAAAUGCGCACCUACCCAGUGGACUCCUUGAAAACAGAAUAUGGCACAUGAAGUUCCUUCCCUGUGUGAUGUAUUGGGUUGGUAACAGUGACCAUGGAUGGACUGUACCAGAGACUGAGCUCCAGUCUGUUCUCGAGUCAAUAUUUUAUGAGGUGUAUCCACGUAACAAAGGAGGGUGUAGUUUUGACAUUGAAGACUUCCAAAGGAUCCACGAAUGGCGAGCUUCAUUUGGUUCAACAGCCAUCACUGUUUUGAUGGCUUUUUUCACUUCGACACCUGAUUAUGAGACUCAGGAAGCCCGCAAGGAAUAUGCUGAGUAUCAACUCCAGGAUUGCUGUUUCAUUUAUGAAGAUCCUGACAACAAAGAGCAACCUGGUGCCUUCUUGUCAGAAUAUAUACUACACAUUUUUGCAGCACACCUCACCACAGUUGCCGGGAAAGUAAGGGUGGAUUCAUUG
Suillus subaureus is the source of this 465-nucleotide messenger RNA. RefSeq lists its product as uncharacterized. The annotation marks the transcript as partial. The transcript has 2 exons. The record is from RefSeq and is a predicted model, not a curated record. NCBI's taxonomy places the organism in Eukaryota, Fungi, Basidiomycota, Agaricomycetes, Boletales, Suillaceae.